Linnemannia hyalina is the source of this 549-nucleotide messenger RNA. The record is from the annotation of a GenBank genome assembly. Lineage: Eukaryota; Fungi; Mortierellomycota; Mortierellomycetes; Mortierellales; Mortierellaceae.
AUGGACGAGGAUGACUUUGACAGGAACAGCGAGGGGGACCGCGGCUACCGGAACAACAGCAACGAAAAGAGCCGGCGGCAGUUGGAGAAACGACCAGCUCGUCGGGUCGAGGAUGAUUUCGACGACGAUGAGUUGUUUGCAGAGAUGCGGACAGAUGCAGGAGACAAGGAGCGGCGCAGGACUCAGGCUCAGGGUCAAAGCAAGAAGCCGCAUAAAGGAACUGGUGGUUCUGGAGCUGAAACGCGUCGUGCUCGAGUGGAGGAGGAGGAUGAUGAUAUGGACGAGGAUGAAGAAGAGCGUGGGCCUACCUUCCGUCUUGAAACGUUGCAUGGCGUCUUUAAGGAUGUCUGGACAGAUCCAGCGACACGAGUGCAGAGAGACGCAUUGGAGAUGUCGGGCGAGUUUUUGAGGCUGUUUACGAUCGAGGCGUUGCAUCGAACGGCAGCGUAUCAGCGGGAACAGGAGGAUGAGGAGCUGAAGGAUGUUGAGACGUUGGUUGAGCUUGAUUCAUUAGAAGCUAUCGCCCCUCAGCUUGUCAUGGAUUUCUAG